Stegostoma tigrinum is the source of this 9314-nucleotide messenger RNA. It is a transcript of the gene rif1, whose product is annotated as replication timing regulatory factor 1. Gene Ontology annotation, biological process: telomere maintenance. The record is from RefSeq and is a predicted model, not a curated record. The coding region runs from base 227 to 7342 and encodes 2371 amino acids. Gene Ontology annotation, cellular component: nucleus. The transcript is spliced from 36 exons. NCBI's taxonomy places the organism in Eukaryota, Metazoa, Chordata, Chondrichthyes, Orectolobiformes, Stegostomatidae.
GUUACCCAGGCUGCUCGCUCUCUUUGGCGCGAGUAUUUUUCUUUCCCGCGGGUUUGCGCGAGCGGCUUGUCUCGGCCGGUGCGGAGUUUUCGCGAAUAUUCCUUCAGCUGGCGGGAGGUGGAGGGAAACGGCGGAUUCAGCGGCCAAGGGAUCGCCCGUACGGAGUGUGCGAGACGGACGAUGUGCGGGUAGAGGAGACCAGGCCGGCGGAAUUGCAAGUACAAGAAUGACGGCUACUGCUCAUCCAGUAGUUUCUGGCUUACUGCCGCUGUUGGAAACCUUGGAAGAUAUAUCUGUUUCAUCCACCGAGCAAGUGGAUGCUUACCUUACAAUUGCCAGUCGUCUGAGCGGAGAAGAUGGGAAAGAAUUUGCAACUGCAGUUGGCAAACAGUUUACUCGCCUCUGUGAAGUGUUCAAAACUCAUGUUUCAAGUUCGGAUUCAGAACUGUGUAAUGCAGCGUUACAGGCCUUGGGAUUCUGUGUUUUUCACAGUAAUAUUAGUGCUGGAUUGUCAGAAUAUGAAGCCAAGCAAUUGAUUGUGACUCUCUGUGAUAUUGCAAUCAAAUCAGCUGAUAAGAACACGUGUACAAGAGCACUGUGGGUGAUAUCAAAACAGAAUUUUUGUGCUGAAGUGAUUGAAAAGGAGGUUCAAAAUAUAGUUGCAGCAAUGGAAACAAUAUUAACUAGAGAUCAACAGUCAAUGGUUGUUGAACAUGAAGCCUUAAAUCUUAUGAUGAGGCUGGUAGAACAGGCACCUGUUCAGAUGGGAGAAACUGCUGUUCGAUGGGCGAAGCUAAUACUUCCUCUUGUAGUUCAUUCAGCCCCCAAAGUGCGGUUACGGGCAGCAACAGCUCUAGAAAUGAGCCUACCACUUCUCCUUCAAAAACAGCACGAAGUUGCGGGCAUAAUUGAGCCCUUAAUGAUCUCGAAAAUGAUUCCAGAGCUCCAGAAACUCUUCACAACAAAAAAUGAAACUUAUGUGUUGAAAUUGUGGCCUCUCUUUGUGAAACUUCUGGGAAAGUCAUUGCACCGUGGAGGAAGUUUCAUUAAUUCUCUACUGCAUUUGGAGGAAUUGGGCUUUCGCAGUGGCUCUCCAGUUGUGAAGAAAAUAGCUUUCAUUGCUUGGAAAAGCUUAAUCGAUAAUUUUGCAUUGAAUCCUGAUAUACUUUGCAGUGCCAAGCGACUCCGGUUGCUCAUGCAGCCACUGAGUUCUAUUCACGUAAGAACGGAGAUUUUGGGCCUUGCCAAACUAGAGGUUUGGUGGUACUUGGCUCUUCGGCUAGGCCCACAGCUUUCUGCUAACUUUGAUCAGGUAUGUGUCCCACUGCUACAGAAUGCAUUUGGUAUUGAUGGAACUGUGCAACCAUCAGGAACACCCUGUAGAACUGGAAUGGUAUCUCCUAAUACAACUCCAGCUUCUGCACAGAAACCAGCCUUUCCUUCGCCAAGCCCAACAGUGCCAAGGUUUCAGUUGAAUUCUGGCCUCUCCGCUUUGCCUGUAAUGCAAGCGGUGCAACUUGUCGGAGUUGAAGUAUUACUUCAUUUCCUGGUGGGUCCUGCGGUCACUGAUCUGGUUAAACAAAACAAGCUGCAGCUGAGUUUAGAUCCUCUGUGGCACUCAUUAAUUAAUAGCUGUUCGUUCUUUUGCAAGAAUGCUGGAAUCUUUAUAACUGCUGUUAGAGAUGCAUUCCUUUCUGUUGGCAAACUGGGUGAAGUAGAUGCCAUGCUUAAUCUUAUUUGGAAGCAUCUGAUCAGCUAUGUGAAAAAUGCCAUUGAGUCAGGUUCAAAGAAAGAACGACAGCCAUCAGAAAUAUUGACACUCCUGCUGCAGGCAUUACAGCAGAUAGUGAAUUCAAAUGCAAUCUCUGCACAGAAAGCCUUGGCUCUUAUAGAGGCAACUGUCAAUGGACUCCCUCAAAAGAUUUUAGGAUCACCAGCAUACCAGGUCGCCAACAUGGACCUUCUGAAUGGUACUCCUGCACUCUUCAUGAUCAUCCUGCUGUUUCACAGCAAUUUACUGGAAGGUUGUGUGGUUGAAGACAGGUUUUUUGUGACACUGGAGACGCUUGUUGAAUAUGGAUUGUCUGGUCCCACAUGUUCAUUAGCAUUCAGUGAAUCAGUUUUAAAUGUUAUUAACCAAUCUGCAAUGCUGGUCACAGACAAGGAGCACCUUUGGCGAAUGUGGAGCAUUGUUGUUAACCCGUUGACCGAACGUGUGACCCAGACCAAUGAAGUAAAUCAAGGGGAUGCACUUGAGCAUAAUUUCAGUGCUAUGUACAUUGCGUUGAUGCUACCCAUAAAUCAUUUGUUUUCAAUGCAAAACUUUCCACAGCCUACAAUGAAGUCACUACUGAGAACGUGGGCUGAGUUGUAUAAAACAUUUGCUCGCUGUGCAGCUCUUGUGGCAACAGCAGAAGCCAAUGUUUGCUGUGAGGAAUUAAGUGUCAAAAUCUUGUCUGCACUGGAUGAUGCUACCUUAUCUAGUUCAUCUACAUUGGAUGCCAUUGUUCAUGUUCUGAAUGUGAUGGUCGACUGUAUUGAUUUCUCUCAGUUCUCAACAAAGUUUCAGCAAAAAUCAAGUACACCUCAUACCCCUACUCACUGGCUAACGAAGAAACAGGAACCUCUAGGAAAUCUAACUUCGCUGCUCAAACUUUUAGUGAAGAUCACAGAUGCUUUUCAUGCACUAAGUUCCAGUGAAUCUCAAUUUGAAACACCAACAGCAGGAAUGAUAUCCAUUGGUGUUGGUAUUGUCAGCAUUCUGUCCAGUAUCUUCAAUCACUUAUGUGUGGCUUCAGUAAUUCAAGCAGUUUUAACCAACUUGGCAUGCUCCAUAUCAGUCUUCUACGAAAGGACUUCAGGUCCAGUUAAUGGGACUUCAAAGGUGUAUAAUGCUCAUCUGUACAACAAGUUGGAGAAACUGUAUGCAGAAAUUCUUCUUUGCUUGCAAUCCCGUUACACAUCGUCCUUUGAUAGCGACUUCUUGGAACAAAUGUCAUCUCUGCUCAGUAUCACUUUUCUACAUAAGAAUAGGCAGAUCAGGAACCAGACCACACAGUUUUGGAAUGCUACGUUUGCCAAAAGUACAUCGUUACACUAUCCACAGCAAAUUAAGUCAGUCUUAAGUCGUGUCAGACAGAAGACACCCAUUAUAUUACCUGGCUUUGAGACCUUAGAGUUGACAGAAGAGUCAAGUGGGCCGUACUCUGAUUUGUCAGAACAUUCCCAAUUAGACACUAAACUCAGUGGUGUGCAAGUUAAUUCAGUUGGAAAAAGAGAGUCAUUGCUUGCAAGAGCUGAGGAUCUGAGAGAGAACAGUUUGCCUCAAACUCCAGCAAAGUUGAAGCUAGAUUUUUCUUCUCCCAAAAUGCCACGACAAGAGCUACUGCUAGAGGAGGAGAAAUCAAUAGAUUUUGUGUUUAUACCCCCUGAACCUAAGGAACGAAUUUUGACAGAGCAUCAGAAAGAGGUGUUAUGGACAAAGAGGACUGACAUUCCUGCCAUGUACAAUAACUUAGAUGCAUCUCAGGAUUCUCACUUGUUUUCCCAGUACACACAAUCUCGGGAGGAAAAUUUAGAUAAUCCUGCAAAGAAACUUGAGGAAGCAGCGGAAACAUCUGAAAACCUACCACAGGAUGAAGUUAUGGAAACCGAAAAUGAACUCGAUACCCAAAUUGCCACUGAGGCAAAUAAGGAAAAUGAGUUGCCUGAUCAAGGAACUGACCAAGAAUGUGUUGAUCACAAAAGAAGUAGAACUGAACAAAUCGUUGAAGAUUCCAUUGACUGUGUUUGCAGUGGCAAACAGGAGGAAGUGUUAAACAUGGUGACUGAAUCCAAAUCAAACUGCACUGGUUGUGCCCCUGAAUCAGGGGUCGGCAGUGCUGAUGUCAGUGGUAGUUCUACCUCUUCUGACGUCAUUUCUGGAACGCCACAAAAAACGAGCAGCAGACGACAGUCAUUUAUUACCCUGGAGAAGUUUGAUCCCUCAACUACAUAUUGCUUCAGCAACUCGCCUUUGGUUAAAAUGGCACAAGCAGCUGCUGAGGUUUUCAUUCCUCAGCGGACUGAAGCAAUGGAGGUGGAAGCUGCAUCACCACCUGAGGUGAACAAAGUUUGCCAGGAAGUCAAUUUGAGUACCACAAAAACCGGAUCAAUAAAUGUACAAAUCACUGGCAAACGCGGUAGACGUAGGCAAAGCAAAACUGAAAGGUCAGCUGAAGAAAAACCAUCCAAGUACACUAAGGUGUCAAAAAGUACGAAGAGUUCCAAAGUUGAAUCAUCGGAUAGAAAAAAAAAUGCUUCAACUAAUAGUAGAGACCACCUUAAUAAAAGCAAAGCUGCAUGCUGCCAGGAUUCUGAGAGUCAGUCAAGUAACAAACAGACAAAAAGCAGUACUUCUAAUGAGGUAAAUUCUGAAACAACUCCUGUGGGCUCAAAAGAGAGAGCCUCAUCAGAAGAUGCUUCAAGCAUACAAGUUGAGAAUGAUUCUUCUAAAAUACUAACACAAAAAAUGCUAAGGCGCUCUUCUCGGAAGCACUUUGAUGUGGCCAUGACUGAUCAGAUGGACAACAACGAAAAGAGAGAUGAUAAACUUGGAAAAAAGUCACAAAACGAGGGUGAGGAGCAUCUUCAAAAUUCUUUCCUGCACGAUGAGCUUUGCAAAGAAAAAGAUUCUAAAAGUAAGUCAGCAACUGAGAAAAACAGGAUUUUAAUAAGUGAUUCUCAGGAGUCUGAUUCCACCAAGAAUACCCCAGAUCCUGCUGACCGAGUCCGCCCUCGCUACCAGACUCGUAGGGCAUCCCAAGGCUUGUCUGAAGCAGCAAACAGCUGCUCUGGCAUUACUGAAUUAGAGGGUUCUGAAGGCAAUCCAAAACUUCAGGAUGGUCAGAAGAAAAGAAGAAUAUCUAAGGGAAGAACAAAGACCAAAGAGCUGUCCCUCAAAAAUAGCAAGACCAAAGUUUUGAUGGAAGAUGAAACAACUGUAAAUAGCCAGGUGUACUCAAAAAAUGAAAAUGUAGAGGUUGAAAAUCAGCAGGAAGGUAUAGUGAUGACCCAAAUGGAAGAAGUAGAAAAUAUUAAUGAAAUGAAUCGUUCACAGGUGUCUCCAGUGCCGCAUGCAUUCAUUGAAGAGCCAAACAUGGAAAAGGAUGCAAAAGUGCACAGCAUAUCGCGUAACUCAAGAGAUCAACCUGAAACUGUCGGAUGUGUAAAAAGUCAGCUGGAUUUAGAACCAGGCAAAACUGAAGAAGCCUCCACAAAUGUCCACAUUCCACCCUUGUCUUAUGAGAAGGGGGUUUUAUCAACUGAUGACUGUUCAUAUCUUUCAGAUAGGCUCCUCUUGACUAAAAGCAGUCCGCAAUCAGAUGAGUGCCAUGUGAGAAGUAAAAGGACCCGGAAAACUAAAAAUUGUGAUUGCUGCAAAGGCGUUUCACAACAUGGAAAAUUGCAAUUAGAAAGCAAGGAGAGUUUCACCAAACAAGAUCCACAAUCUGAUGAUCAAGAAGACCAUACCGUAUAUCAGAGCUCUUCAAUGAAUUAUCCUUCUGCAGAAGGACAAUUGGAAAGCCCCAGGUUCAAUGACGCUGCAAAUGAUGGACCUUGUGCUUUCAGCACGCCUCUGUCUGGGAAUAGCAAAAUUCAGUUUUUUGGUGGUUCUCUUAGUACUGUUACAUCGGAGGUGGAUUUGACAGAAGAGAGAAAGGUCAUUCCAAGAAUUGAAACCUCUGCGGAGCGGCAAGCGGCCGGGGAGCCCUCUGCAGAGCGGCAAGCGGCUGGGGAUGAUUCCUCCUCAGGCCCACAGGCAGAUGGCUCUUUAAUGGAGCAAAAUGCAGUACCAGAGUCGUCAUUCUCCAAGCAGGAAAUGAUCAGUUACUCUUCCACAGAGCUGAAAGUGGUGCAGGAGUCUUCAACAGAGCAGAAAUCAGAGGAACCUUUCAAUUAUGGAGAGAAUGAACAAGUAGAAUCGUUGAAGGAAGAUGAUGGCACUGUUAAAUUAUCAAUGUCAGAAGGAGAACCAGUAUCCAACGAUGCUUCUUUGAUAAAGGAUGAGCCAUUAGAAAGCAAAGAAUCAUUAGCUGACUGUGAGGUGGAACAACAUAAACCGAGUAGGGCAAGUGUAACUGUUCCAGAUGAUGGAGUGACCACUAUACAGACUGAAACAGAUCACAUGGAAAGGACUAAUGUUUCAACCCCAUUUGACCAAAAGACUUUACAAGGUGGGCCAAUAAUUGCAGAGCAGUUGAAAGAUAUAGAGACUGUUGGAGAUGAAGAGUCUUCUCUGGAGGUGGAGUUAACCACAGAAACUGUCCAUAAACCGAUGUCAGAGCAUCUUAUGGAAUCGCCGCAAAAGACUAAAAAUGAUGCCUCUUUUCUGAUUGGAACAAUGCACAGUCCUUCUGAAAUGCAGGCAUGUUGUGUGUGGUCACCCACAGCAUCUCCUUCUACAAGCAUUCUCAAGAAAGGGGUUAAACGGCCAUCUGAAAAUGAUUCUCCUUCUCCGAUGACAAAGAUUCGUCGUGUUUCGUUUGCAGAUCCGAUCCAGCAGGAAGGAUUGGCAGAUGAUAUUGAUCGCCGUAGCCCAGUGGUGCGGUCCCAUUCCUCUUCGGGAAAUUCUCCUGGAUUAAAUUAUGCUGCCACAAAUGGUUGCAGCCAGCCCAAUAUUCAAUCCAAGUACAACACCACUCCAACGAAAGGUUUCCUGUCUCCAAGCGCUCGCAGCUCUGGCUAUAAAAGUUCAAAGAAAUGUUUGAUCUCAGAGAUGAGCAAAGAACCUGGGGCCUUGUCUACAGCUGGUGUGUAUCCAGCUCUGAUCAGCUGUUCUUUACCAAUUGAAACCAUUCUACCCCAGCUUGCUUCUAAUAUGUGGGCCCGAGGUUUGGGGCAGCUUGUAAGAGCUAAAAACAUCAAGACAAUCGGUGAUCUGAGUUCGCUUACAGCAGCUGAAAUUAAGUUGCUUCCGAUCCGUUCUCCAAAAGUCUUUGUCGUUAAAAAGGCUCUGAAAUCCUUCUAUGAGCAGCAAAAAAAAUCCCUUGGUUUGGAUGAAGAUAAUUUGCUUGAAAAUGAGAAGGCAGUAAAUGGAAUGAGGGACAGCAGUUACUCUAAUGGUGAUGAUGAGAAACUAGCAACAGAUUUAAUUGAAACUGGGUCAUCUGCUAUCCAUCCAUCCACAGCUCUCGUUUCUGAGGUAAACGCUCUUUCCGCUCGGUUUUUCUCUGAGAACUUGAAUGAACACUCUGGGAGUCAACUAUUCGCAAUGCAUCAGCAACUGAGCAGCAUGAUGAACUGUAUAAUGGGAAACCUACGGUCUCGCUGGAGGUCACUGCCACGUGAAGCUGCUGACUGAUUUUAAAGUCACUUGGACUGGCAAAGUUCAAUCGAAAGAAUAGAGAUCAUUGUUUGCCUCAACCUACUUCUCUCUUCCCAACAGGCUUAAUCUUUUCUUAUCUUUUGAUAAUUUGCCACAUUAUUCACAGGUCAGUGUAAUUUUCCCCUUCAAUAACAUCCAGCUGCUGUGGCAUUUGACGCUUUCCCUCUACCUUAGAGGAAUCAGAAUUUGAAUUGCAGUUUUGUCUGCUGUUCAAAUCAAUCUAUCCUCUUUUAUGGUAAAAUACAGCAGUAAGUGUUCUGAUCAGAUUGGGAGGAACAAUCCAGCAGUGUUCGCUACCUGUUCUAGAGAAGCUGAUUUGUUACCAGCUGUGCCAAAACCAUGGGAGACUGUCUUCCAUGAAGGACAAAUGGUGGGAUCUUUUUCUAUUUAAAGAAUGAGGUUGAAGGGAAUUUUGUUUAAAGAGACUAGAAAUUAAUUUUCUAAAACAAAAGUGCAACCAAAACCUCUAGUCUUAUUUUGAUGGAUUGCAUUACACAAAGGCAAAUAAGGUGCUCGUAACUGGAGAGAGUCUCACUUUGUGAAAAUGAUCAUUUUGUUUUUAAAAACAGUAAGACAGAAUCUAUGCAGGAAGAGGACUACUCAUGGAGUUUUCAUUUGAGAGACCCGUUAGUGCUAUGUAAAUUGGUAAAACUAGUUUUUAAAAAAAAUCAAAUUUUCUGUAAGAAAAUAAUUUUGUGAUGUUAAAUUAUAACAUUUUACCAAAUGGAGUUUUGUUUUUGUCAGUGGAAUUUGCAGUGAAAUAUUGCUGCUAAUUUUCUAUCUCUGGCCAUUACUUGACCUUGUAGUGAUGUUUAUAGAUGCCAGAGUAAAUCAGUGCACAGAAAUGGAAUCAGAGCUGCACUUUUUUUUAAUUAAACCUGUGCUUGCGCUCACCAUGAUAUUCACUCUUGUACAAAUAAAAGGAAUUGAAAUUUUGUGUUUAGUUGGCUCGUUUUGCUCACUACUUAGUUUUAAUUUGUUUUGCUUGGCUCAAGACUUGAUUACAAGUUUUUGAACAAAAAUAAGCCUUCGAGUUGAGUUCCAGAGGUACAAGUGACUGCAGUAAUAUUAAAUAUUUAUUUGUCCAGUGCCAAAGCCAGUGCAGAUCAUUAAGUAAUCUCUGCAGUGGCUAGAGUCAAACCUAACGCAAACAAUCCAACUUGUGGAUAUUGGAGGUCGCUCAUCCGAACCUGAAUAUUAGUGCAAAAUUUAUUUGGACAGCUUCCUAGUUCCAAAUCUGUCACUAAUUCAGAAGCACCUCCAAAACCUUUGCCUACAAAAACAAAGGAUUUCAUGGGAACAGUUUCUGCAUCAUACCGAGGAAUGAGUUCUGGAACUUCUGUCAGAUAACUGCGCAUGAGUACCUUCACCACAAAUUACAGGAGUCCAAUAAAGCUUAACACCAGCUUGAAAACAGUCACAGAUGGGCAAUAAGUCCUAUUUGAUAGUUAACAAUACCCAUGUGAUGAAAAUGAAUGAUGAGCAACAUGGGCAAAAUGUAUCCACUAACCUAGAAUAUAAUAAUUAACUAGAAUGAAAGUUUUGGUUCAGUGGUAGUUGUCCUGUCUCCAGUAUUAGAAAGCUGUGAAUUCAAAAACCAUUCCAGUAUCAGUGUGGGCACACUUAGUAAUUUUGCUGCACAGUUAGUUUGAGUGUCAUCUGGAUGAGCUGUUACUGUGGACUCCCCAGGAAUUUCAUGUGGGACUAUUCUAAAUAUUUUAGCCACAUUUUUAUAUUUUAGUUAAGUUUAUCUUUUUAGCAGGAAACAGUUAAUCGGUUAUGACAUAUUUUAGGGGACAUCAGUCAUCGAUUUGACUAGGAAAAUGCAAGUUCCUCCCUGUCCAUCUUGUACAGUGACAAAUGAAUUGUCAUAAGAUUAAUUCAGAUUUUUGAAUUUUGUUAAAAAGACUUUGUGAGCCAUGAGUAUUCAUUGAAGAGCAUAUGUAAC